GAUGCAGCGGGUUGCCAUGGUAACAGCAGCCUCCUCCCGGCAUGCAGCAGCGGCCCCCUCCCUCUCCGUGCUUCGGCAGGGUGGAGCAGCAGACGGAUCGCAGCAGCAGCAGCGUGGAGGAGUGAUGAUGGAUGGAGACUCCGCCCCCCUCAGAGAAGGCCCCGCCCAAGAGGCGCAGAGGAUGAUGGGAGAGUCUCCUUGCUUAAUGAUGGAGAAACAGGACGAGGUGGAGAAAGAGGACAGCUCCGUGAUGGGGAAACAGGAGCAAGAGAAAGAGGAGAAGGAGGAAGACAAGCUUUCCGUGAUGGAGAAACAGGAAGGCGAGAAGAAAGAGGAGCACUUCAUGAUGGAGAAACUGGAGAAGGAAGAGAAAGAGGAUCAUUCAGUGAUGGAGAACCAGGAGAAGGAGGAGAAAGAGGAGCGUUUCAUGAUGGUGAAACAGGAGAAGGAGGAGAAAGAGGAUCACUCAGUGAUGGAGAACCAGGAGAAGGAGGAGAAAGAGGAGCGCUUCAGGUUGGAGAAACAGGAGAAGGAGGAGAAAGAGGAGUGCAUUAUGAUGGAGAAACAGGAGCAAGAAAAAGAGGAGAAGGAGAAAGACGAGCUUUCCAUGAUGGAGAAACAGGAGGAGGAGAAAGAGGAGCUUUCCAUGAUGGAGAAACAGGAGGAGGAGAAGAAGGAGGAGAAAGAGGAGCGCUUCAUGAUAGAGAAACAGGAGGAGGCAGAGGAGCACUACAUGAUGGAGAAACAGGAGGAAGAGAUGCCAGGAGAAGAGAAAGAGAGGGAGAAGGUUCAACCUCAGACUCCAUGCUCCUCCUCCACACCUCCUCCUGAAGAUGAAAGAGGAGCUGAAGAAAAGGAGGAGAAAGUGCAAAGAGAAGAACAGAAAGAAGAGGUUCGAUCUGAGAGUCCACCUAUACAGGAGGAGCAGGAAGGAGACGAUGAAGAGGAAGAUGGAGUCAGAGGAGAGGAACAGGUGAAGCAGGAGACAGUGGAGGUGAUGGAGGGGAGAGAAGAGGAGGUGCAUCAGACAGAGACUCCUAGCUCCUCCUCCACACCUCCUCCAGGUGAAGCCGGAGCUGAUGAAAAGGAGGAGAAGGAAGCUGUGGUGGGCAGAGGUGAGGAGCUCCACCCACCUCAGGAGGUCCCUGACAGUAACACGAGCGUUCCCUCCCUCUCUGAGCCUCCUGCUGAAGAGGAGCUAGACAUCCAGGAGGUGAAAACAAACACACCAGUCCACCAAACUCCGCCUUCAGCAGACCUGAAUGUCCCUGCCGACGAAACGAGCGCUCCUCUAACCAAUGGCCUCCUCAGCAAGCAGAGAGAGAAGCGUUUGAUUCCUGCAGCUGCUCCUCCCUCCACAACCAAAGCUCCACCCAAGGGAGCUGCCACGAGGAGGAAAACCAGCACCUCCUCUUCUAAACAGGCUUCUGCAGUCCAGAAAACAAGCGCUCCUCCUCCCCUGAGGAAAGGAAAAGCAGCUGUAAAGGAUCCUGCUGAUGAAACCAAUAAGGCGUCCAGGACAGCGGGAGGCGCCAGAGCAGCCAAGAUGAUCUCAGCCAAGAGUACAGAGUCAGUUGAUGGUGUUAACAGUCCAGGAAGUCGCUCUCCUGCCAGCCGAUCAUCCACUCCGAACAGAGACGUCAAGAAGGUGGCAGUGGUACGGACCCCUCCUCGGUCACCUGGCUCUACUCGUGGACGGACACCCCCCCUCCCCUCCCACCCAAUGCCUGACCUGAGCAACGUGAAGUCAAAGGUGGGAUCCACGGAGAACCUGAAACACUCCCCAGGAGGAGGCAAGGUUCAAAUUGUUAACAAGAAGCUGGACCUCAGUAACGUGACGUCAAAGUGUGGUUCCAAAAGCAACAUCCACCACAAGCCAGGUGGAGGGAAGGUGGAGAUAAAGUCGGAGAAGGUGGACUUCACAGCGAUUCAGUCUAAAGUGGGUUCUCUGGAGAAUGUCACUCACGUUCCAGGAGGAGGGAAGAAGAAGAUUGAGAGUCAGAAGCUGCAUUUCAGAGAGACCGCCAAAGCUCGGACCGACCACGGUGCUGACAUCAUCACCCAGGCUGACUCCUCCCCUCAUCGCCUUAGCAACACUUCCUCCCCUGGAAGCCUUAAUGCGGCCGAAGCUCCGCCCCUCGACACGCUGGCUGACCAGGUGUCUGCCUCCCUCGCCAAACAAGGCCUGUGAUUGGAUAACCCUGUGCCUGCAGACCCCACCCACUCCUGUUACCAAGGAAACCACCUGAAUAAAGAAAGAAAAAUCAUCAUUCAGCCUUCUCUUUAUCACAUUCACCUGAAGUCACCGGUGAUCAGAGAGAUUUUAUGAUGUUAAAAGCAACGGCCAAUCAGCAAGCCAGGUGCAGCAUUAUUCCAUGACAAGAAGUGAAGCUGGUACGAAGUGUUUCUCCACCUGAUUAUGCUCUGUGUGCUAAGCUAAGCUGAGCUAAACACGUCAAAGCUUCAUUUCAACAUGAAGAGGACCACUUCAGAUGUUUCAGAAGAUUUCAGAUCUUCUUGUCUGCAGCAGACACACCGUGCUAAUUGACCAGCCUGUUAGCAUUGCUAAUUAGCCUGUUAUCAUUACUGAUUAGCCUAUUAACAAUGCAGAUUUGCCUGUUAGCAUUAUUGAUUAAACUGCUAACAAUACUGAUUCACUCAUUAGCGUUACUGAUUAGUCUGCUAACAAUACAGAUUAACCUGAUAGCAUUAUUGAUUAGCCUGCUAACAAUACUAAUUAGCCUGCUAGCAUUAUAGAUUAACCUGCUAACAAUUCUAAUUAGCCUGUUAACAUUAUUGAUUAACCUGCUAACUAUAAUUAGCCUGCUAGCAUUAUAGAUUAACCUGCUAACAAUUCUAAUUAGCCUGUUAACAUUAUUGAUUAACCUGCUAACAAUACUAAUUAGCCUGUUAGCAUUAUUGGUUAAUCUGCUAACAAUACUAAUUAGACUGUUAGCAUUAUUGAUUAGCUUGCUAGCAUAUUAGCCUAUUAGCAUUACUGAUUAGCCUGGUAACAAAACUGAUUAACCCGUUAUCAUUACUGAUUAGCCUGUUGGCCAUAGAAUCUCCCUGAUCACAGAACACCUCUCUGAUGUCACCUCUCUCAGCCAAUCACCAUCUCUCCUCUGUGAUCUCCCCCCACCCCAAGCAUUAAAAAUUACCCAGAAUGCCAUUUGAUACCAGGUGCCAAAACCAUUUCUGUCUCUGCCUGUCGGCUGUUGAAGUGCUUUGUACCAAUAAAGUUCGUCUUGGAUCUGA
Messenger RNA from Amphiprion ocellaris (clown anemonefish), 3258 nucleotides. RefSeq names its product microtubule-associated protein tau b (gene maptb). The coding region runs from base 2 to 2191 and encodes 729 amino acids. Gene Ontology annotation, cellular component: neuron projection. The transcript is spliced from 11 exons. Lineage: Eukaryota; Metazoa; Chordata; Actinopteri; Pomacentridae. Gene Ontology annotation, molecular function: microtubule binding. The record is from RefSeq and is a predicted model, not a curated record. Gene Ontology annotation, biological process: microtubule cytoskeleton organization; neuron projection development.